AUGUUCAGUGGCUCCUCGAGCCCACCCAAAGACAAGACAGACGCCGUCUCAUCUCCAGUGCCUGGAAUUGACACUAACGCCUUGAGCAUCAAUCCCGAAAACGCCAGCCCCCGCAACGCCAGCCCCCGCGACAAGAGAUUCACUCCGCCAGGUACUGGAUUUUUCAACCGCCGACAGAGCGAACAGGAAGGCCCAGUGGGUGAUAAGAAGCGCCGCACCAGUACCGUCACCAAGGCGGCAACCUUCUUUAGCAACGCCAAAAACUCGCUGAGUUUGAACGGCACGCGUGAAUCCUUCUCGGUCAUUGCCACCAGUCCAUCGGGCUCCGAAAGCCCCCUCCAAAGGUUGGGUAAGAUGGACCCAGCCCUGAUCGUCCCGCAAGGGUCCUUCAACAACUCCGCUGGAGAAUCAGCCCCAACUCCACGAUCAUCUUUCCGCGUGGGCGUUACGGAAGACCGGAAUCGAAAAUGUCGCCGCACAAUGGAAGAUACACAUGCCUACCUGUACAACUUUCUAGGUACUCCGGCCCCUACAGCGCCUGACAUAAAUGGCAGCGACCCUCCCGGGUCGGCUACCGAGUCGCAAGCGUCGGAGGGGUCAUCAAAUGUGGUAGAAACAGACAACGGCUACUUUUCCAUAUUUGACGGACAUGCUGGCACAUUCGCAGCAGAGUGGUGUGGGAAAAAGCUGCAUUUGAUCCUCGAGGAUAUCAUGCGCAAGAACCCCAACACCCCGGUUCCUGAACUUCUCGACCAGACGUUUACCAGUGUUGACCAGCAGCUGGAAAAGCUCCCUCUCAAGAACAGUGGGUGUACGGCUGUCAUCGCCGUUCUUCGCUGGGAGGACCGUGUACCCAGCUCUCAAUCGGCUACCGGGUCCGCGGCUCUUGCCUCCGCGGCAGCUGCUGGCAGGAACGACGCCAACUCUGAUACUCCGACCCAGGAGGGUCCCUCAAUCUCCAAGUUGCAGCAGAGGGCUCAGCGUCAGCGCGUUUUGUACACCGCCAAUGUUGGCGAUGCUCGCAUUGUAUUAUGUCGCAACGGGAAGGCUCUUCGUUUGUCAUACGAUCACAAGGGCAGCGAUGAGAACGAAGGAAAGAGAAUCGCCAAUGCUGGCGGGCUCAUUCUGAACAACCGCGUUAAUGGCGUGCUUGCAGUCACUCGUGCCCUUGGUGAUGCUUAUCUCAAGGACUUGGUCACCGGGCAUCCGUACACCACCGAGACUGUCAUUCAGCCGGAUGCUGAUGAAUUCAUCAUCCUCGCCUGCGAUGGGCUUUGGGAUGUCUGCAGUGACCAGGAAGCUGUUGAUCUUAUCCGCAACGUACAAGAUGCUCAACAUGCGUCUAAGCUUCUGGUCGACCACGCUCUUGCACGAUUCAGUACCGAUAACCUUUCCUGCAUGGUCAUCCGGCUCGACUCGGCCCGUCUGAAGAGUGUUGUCAACAACAAGACGGAGCCGAUCGGAGUGGAAGGUGAUCCAGCGACGAAUGUGGCUCACGGUAUGACCGAAGCGGACAAGAUCGUGGAGGGAGCACGGAAAAGCAUGGCCCAUGCAGGAAUCACCGAUCCAGAGACAGCCGAGCAAGCUGGAGAGGAAACUCUUCAGAGGAUGGCCAACAAAAGUGAAGCCUCUGAGGCCGAGCUGUUCGCCAACGAGCAUAAUGAUCUCCCAUCGGUGGAUCCUUUGACCUCGACGCAUGCAUCUCAGGAGACCAAGUGA
This is a messenger RNA of Penicillium daleae, 1719 nucleotides long. RefSeq names its product type 2C protein phosphatase PTC1 (gene ptcG). Gene Ontology annotation, biological process: protein dephosphorylation. The record is from RefSeq and is a predicted model, not a curated record. Gene Ontology annotation, molecular function: protein serine/threonine phosphatase activity; cation binding. The transcript has 2 exons. Lineage: Eukaryota; Fungi; Ascomycota; Eurotiomycetes; Eurotiales; Aspergillaceae. The coding region runs from base 1 to 1719 and encodes 572 amino acids.